Molecule: messenger RNA, 2863 nt
Organism: Trichomycterus rosablanca
Lineage: Eukaryota; Metazoa; Chordata; Actinopteri; Siluriformes; Trichomycteridae
Product: dynein axonemal heavy chain 8-like
Exons: 17
Biological process (GO): microtubule-based movement
Cellular component (GO): axonemal dynein complex
Molecular function (GO): minus-end-directed microtubule motor activity; dynein light intermediate chain binding; dynein intermediate chain binding
Source: RefSeq, a predicted model, not a curated record
CACUGCACACUGCACAUCAUGUCUUUAUUCUUUAUUCAGGAGAAAACAUCUGGAUUGUGCUGGAUGGGCCAGUAGACGCCAUCUGGAUCGAGAACCUGAACUCGGUGCUGGACGACAACAAAACUCUGACCCUGGCGAACGGUGACCGGAUCCCUAUGUCCCCGAGCUGUAAGCUGGUGUUUGAGGUGCACAACAUGGACAAUGCUUCUCCCGCUACCGUCUCCAGAGUGGGCAUGGUGUUCAUGAGCUCCUCCGCUCUCAGCUGGAGACCCAUUCUGCAGGGCUGGACCAACAAGCGCAGUGCUCAGGAAGCUGACAGCCUGAUGAGCCUGUAUGAUAAGAUAUUUGAAGAUGCUUAUAUAUUCAUGAAACAAAACCUCAAGCCAAAAAUGCAGCUCUUGGAGUGCAACUACGUUAUGCAGUCGGUAAACCUGCUGGAGGGUCUGAUUCCUCCUAAAGAUGCUGGAGGCACGUUGAGCAGCGAGCACCUGGAGCGCCUCUUCGUGUUCUGCAUGAUGUGGAGUCUGGGAGCUCUGCUGGAACUGGAUGACCGGGACAAGAUGGAGCUGUUCGUUCGCUCUCAUGAAAGCAAGCUUGACCUGCCACCGACAGAGCCUGGCCAGACCAUGUUCGAGUACAUGGUCAAUCAGAACGGUGACUGGGAUCACUGGAGUAAAUACGUCGUGGAGUACGUCUACCCCACAGACUCGGCACCAGACUACACGUCCAUUCUCGUUCCCAACGUGGACAACACCAGAACGAGCUUCCUGAUUGAGGCCAUCGCAAAACAGCGCAAGGCUGUUCUCCUCACCGGUGAACAGGGGACUGCCAAGACGGUCAUGAUUAAGGCCUACACGAAGAAAUACAACCCUGAGAUGGAUCUGUUCAAAUCCAUGAACUUCUCCUCCGCCACGGAGCCGAUCAUGUUCCAGCGGGCAGUAGAGAGUUACAUAGAGAAGCGGCUGGGCAGCACAUACGGACCCCCCGGCAGACGGAGACUGACCGUUUUUAUUGAUGACAUCAACAUGCCUGUCGUCAAUGAAUGGGGAGAUCAGAUCACAAAUGAAAUAGUGCGUCAGACGAUGGAGAUGUCGGGCAUGUACAGUCUGGAUAAACCCGGUGAUUUCACCACCAUAACGGACGUUCAGAUGAUGGCCGCCAUGAUCCAUCCCGGCGGUGGCAGGAACGAUAUUCCUCAGAGACUGAAGAGACAGUUCACAGUGUUUAACUGCACGCUUCCGGCCAACUCCUCCAUCGACAUGAUCUUCGGAAUUAUUGGCUGUGGAUAUUUCCAUCAGUGUCGAGGAUUUACACCAGAGAUCUCUGACACUGUACAGCGUCUCGUACCCGCUUCCCGGAUUCUCUGGCAAUGGACCAAGGGGAAGAUGUUGCCCACUCCAUCAAAGUUUCACUACUUCUUCAACCUAAGAGAUCUGUCCAGGAUUUGGCAGGGCAUGCUGAAGAUCAGAGCAGAAGAGUGUGAUACAGUCGCCACCCUCCUGUCCUUGUUCAAGUGUGAAUGCACUCGAGUCAUCGCAGACCGGUUUGUGUGUGAGGAGGAUAAGCACUGGUUCGAGAAGUCUAUAGCCCAGGUCAUUCAGGAACACGUGGAUCCUGCUUUGGUGCCACACCUCCACCCCGACCCUUACUUUGUGGACUUCCUGAGAGAGGCUCCAGAGCCUACAGGAGAGGAGGCUGAUGACGCCUGUCUCGACGCUCCCAAAAUCUAUGAACUGGUGCCGGACUUCCAGUUCCUGUCGGAGAGACUGCGGUUCUUUCAGAGCCAGUAUAACGAGGCUGUUCGGGGCUCACAUCUGGACCUGGUCUUCUUUACUGAUGCCAUGACCCACCUCAUCAAGAUCUCCCGCAUCAUCAGGACCGAUGGAGGAAGCGCUCUGCUGGUGGGAGUGGGAGGAUCGGGCAAGCAAAGCCUUUCACGGCUCGCGUCGUACAUCGCCGGUUACAGGAUAUUCCAGAUUACACUCACUAGAACCUAUAACAUCAGCAACCUGAUGGAUGACCUGAAAGUGCUGUUCAGAACGGCCGGCGCUGAAGGAAAAGGCGUCACGUUCAUCUUCACGGACAACGAGAUAAAAGACGAGGCCUUCCUAGAGUACCUUAACAAUGUUUUGUCAUCUGGAGAGGUCUCGAACCUUUUUGCUCGUGAUGAACUGGACGAGAUAACACAGAAUCUCAUCCCCGUAAUGAAAAAGGAGACGCCCCGAGUGCCGCCCACCUUUGAUAAUCUGUAUGAAUACUUCAUCUCCCGGGCCAAAAAGAACCUCCAUGUGGUGCUGUGUUUUUCCCCGGUGGGGGAGAAGUUCCGCUCCCGCUCUCUGAAGUUCCCCGGACUGAUAUCCGGAUGCACCAUGGACUGGUUCACCCCGUGGCCGAGUGAAGCCCUGAUGGCCGUGUCCCAGUAUUUCCUCUCGGACUUCCACAUGGUCUGUUCGCCUGAGGUGAAGACUGCGGUGGUCCAGACUAUGGCCGUCUAUCACGACAGAGUCUCCUCCACCUGCGAGAGCUACUUUGAGAGAUUCAGACGAAGGGCCCACGUCACCCCGAAAUCCUACCUGUCCUUCAUCAAUGGGUACAAAACCCUCUAUACAGAGAAGCACACCCACAUCAACACUCUUGUUGAGCGCAUGAAUGUCGACUGCAGCCACACGGGAACGAGGAGAGAGUUUCGCCAAUCCCACCGUCGUACCCUGCUGAAUCUCUUUCACCCGCUCGACUCUUCACGCCCCCUCACGGCACUGACCGUGGGCGCGAAAAUAAGAUGUGGUCACUGUUAUCUGGUUCAGUUUGGUAUAUAACUCAAUUACAUCAGCUGUCUGGCUUAAAAUAAACUAAUAUUUAUUUA